Phalaenopsis equestris is the source of this 1789-nucleotide messenger RNA. RefSeq names its product galactokinase. Bases 194 to 1687 code for a protein of 497 amino acids. Gene Ontology annotation, cellular component: cytoplasm; cytosol. NCBI's taxonomy places the organism in Eukaryota, Viridiplantae, Streptophyta, Magnoliopsida, Asparagales, Orchidaceae. The record is from RefSeq and is a predicted model, not a curated record. The transcript is spliced from 13 exons. Gene Ontology annotation, molecular function: ATP binding; galactokinase activity. Gene Ontology annotation, biological process: carbohydrate phosphorylation; galactose metabolic process.
AACUCUCUGUAAUUGACCAUUUUCUUCACUUAACAGCUUCAACGUAAUGCCACGCCAUUAAAAUACAACAGCACGCAUCACUUUCUCCGUCGGCCACUCUUUCGUUCUCAUCCAAUCUCGACGAGGGGAAACAGAAAGCAUAAAUCCUAAUUCUGCGAUCACCUAAAUCCACACAUUUCUCCCAUUUCCGGGAAUGGCCCACGAAGAGCUUCCCGUCCCGACUUUCUCCUCACUUGAGCCUGUCUACGGCGAGGGUUCGCCGCUGGAGGAGGCGCAGUUGCGGUUCCAGCGGAUCAAAGCUAAGUUCAUCGAGGUGUUCGGCAGCGAGCCGCAUGUUUACGCCCGAUCGCCUGGGCGGGUGAAUUUGAUCGGAGAGCAUAUCGACUAUGAGGGAUAUUCGGUUUUACCGAUGGCGAUUUGGCAGGAUACAAUUGUAGCUAUCAGGAAGGCGAGUGACGAGGAACCGAGGGUGCUCAGGAUUGCGAAUGUGAAUGAUAAGUAUACUAUGUGUGCUUAUUUCGCCGAUCCGGAUCAGGAAGUUGAUUUGAAGAAACACAAAUGGGGACAUUAUUUCCUUUGUGGAUAUAAAGGCUUUUAUGAGUAUGCAAAAUCAAAGGGGCUAGAUAUUGGUGAACCUGUUGGACUUGAUGUUAUCGUAGAUGGAACUGUUCCUACAGGCUCUGGAUUAUCAAGCUCCGCAGCCUUUGUUUGCUCAUCAACAAUUUCUAUCAUGGCUGUUUUUAAUGUAAAAAUCCCCAAAAAAGAAGUUGCUCAGCUUACAUGUGUCUGUGAACGCCACAUUGGAACACAAUCUGGAGGAAUGGACCAGGCCAUUUCUAUCAUGGCUAAGUCUGGUUUUGCGGAGCUAAUUGAUUUUAAUCCCAUCCGUGCGAAUGACGUACAAUUACCAGCAGGUGGUACUUUUAUCAUAGCACAUUCGCUUGCGGAAUCCCAGAAAGCAGUAACUGCUGCGACAAACUAUAAUAACCGCGUCGUUGAAUGCCGCUUGGCUGCUAUUGUUCUUGCCAUAAAGCUUGGAAAGAAUACAAAAGAGGCAGUCUCUGAGUUUAAAACUUUAUCUGAUGUUGAAAGGCUGUGCAUAGAGUUUGCAGAGAACCGUGGAUCCUCGAAUCCUGGUCUUGCUGUGAAGGAACUUUUGAAAAAAGAGCCUUAUACUGCAGAAGAUAUUGAAAGAAUCACAUUGGAACCACUGAAAUCUAUCUUUGAAAAGUCACCAUCUUCAUUGGAUGUUCUGAACGCUGCUAAAAAUUUUAAGCUAUUCCAGCGAGCUUCCCAUGUAUUUUCUGAAGCUAAGCGUGUAUAUGCUUUCAGAGACACAGUGUCCUCAAAUCUGAGUGAUGAGGACAUGCUUCAAAAGCUUGGAGACCUAAUGAAUGAGAGUCAUCACAGCUGCAGUGUUUUGUAUGAAUGCAGCUGCCCUGAGUUGGAGGAGCUGGUGAAAGUUUGCCGAGAUAAUGGAGCACUUGGGGCAAGGCUUACCGGUGCUGGGUGGGGUGGCUGCGCAGUUGCAUUGGUUAAAGAGAACAUUGUUCCUCAGUUUAUUCUCAAUUUGAAGGAAUCAUUCUACAAGUCCAGGAUCGAGAAGGGCAUCAUCAACAACAAUGAACUGGGCCUUUACGUGUUCGCAUCGAAGCCCUCCAGCGGCGCGGCGAUAUUCACAUUUUAAUCUCGUCCUUUGUAAUUUCCAGCAUUAUGUAUCAUCCAACCAUGGUCGUCUAUCAAAAUAAAGUGAUUAUUUAUUUAAUAAAAGCGUAAUAUAAGUAUCUAA